Oryza brachyantha (malo sina) is the source of this 3242-nucleotide messenger RNA. RefSeq lists its product as uncharacterized. The record is from RefSeq and is a predicted model, not a curated record. The transcript is spliced from 5 exons. The coding region runs from base 1591 to 3117 and encodes 508 amino acids. Lineage: Eukaryota; Viridiplantae; Streptophyta; Magnoliopsida; Poales; Poaceae.
UGGGGCAUCUUAAUUGCCUCUAUUCCUAUGGACUCUAAUGAAUCUAAACAUAUAUACAAUAUAGAUCAAUAAAUGAAUUUAGAUAUAGCUAAAAAAUCUUAAUACGAAACUUAGGUAGUAGUGAUUAUUACUGUGUGGUUUGAUAAGACAAUGGUUAUAAUGAAAUAGAAAGUUUCAAGCGUAUGAGUUGUUAGUUAUGUUGUUUGGAUGGUGGGUGUGAGAGUUUUGGGAGGGGGUUGACAGGAGAAAUUUAGAAGCAAAUUUCCACAUCUUCAAAACCUAGAGAGGGGUGAUAGUUUGAAAGGAAAUUAUCCUUUAAGUACAAGAGAAUAAAUCUGAGCCAUAUACCAUAAUUUAAAAUACAACUCGUCUUAAAACUCCCUCUUAUUCACAUACAUGUAUACUUCUAUCAAGAAACUAGAAGUAGAAAUGAAAAUCCAAUAUAUAAUCAAUCCUUCAAUUAACUCUUUCCUCUAAACGCCGGUCAGUCCCUUAGAGCAGGUGCAAUCACAUGCUAUAAACAUAUUUUAAAGAGAUAAAAAGGAGAGAGAAUAGAGUGGGUUAUUAAUUUAUAGUCAGGCUAUACAUGGGCUCCAAAAUAAAAUGUGUCUACGACAUGUGGGAUCAUGUAUUCAUGUUUUGUAGGUAACUAUUGUAUGAAUUCACUAUUAGAUUGACUAUAAAUAAAUUAGAGCUAGUAGUUAACUAUACUAUUAAACUUGCUCUUACUAGAAGCUGCAAACAAGCUGUAAACAUAAUGACUUGGGGUGGAUGAGUUGGGUUCCUGCUGGCUAUCGAUCCUUCCAUGUGAACUGCGAGUGCUGCCUUAUCUAAUUGAGAUGAUUUCAUUAUUACUACUGUUUUGAAGUGUAAUAUUGAUUUUAUCUUUUUUAGAGUUUUUAUUUUUACUCCUAUUUUUCUAAUAUGGGCCAACGGAAUGCCCCUCGUUUGGAUUGAAGUUAGUAGACAGUCAACAGAGUGAAAUGAAAUGUGUAAAAAAAAUAAAGAAACUAAUUCCGAAAUUUUUAGAACACAUAUUUGCCCACGUUACAGCCAGAGAUAGGGGAACCAGGCAACUAGUGGAACUGGACACAUUCGCGCGGGAGGGAUGGGCUUGGCUGUCGGUGGCAGCGACGACGGCUAGGAGGGCUCGUGACCGCGGCUGCUGGGAGGGCUCGCGGUGGACGCUGGGUGGGGGAGGUGGCGGCUGGGAGGGCUCGCAGUGGCGACGCUGGGAGGGCCGGCGGCGGCGUCUGUGAGGGGAGGCCAGCGACGGCUGCUGGGAAGGGAGGCAGUGGGUGGGGUGGGUAGGAAACGACGGCUGACGGCAGGUAGCUGGGAGGGCUCGCGGUGGCGGUGGCUGAGGGCAGCCGCUGGGCGAUCACCGCUGGGAGGGGAAGCGACGGUUGUUUCUUGCGACGGCGGUGGCUAAUUCAGGCGGCGGCCAGGAGGCGAAUCGACGACUGGGAGAAGCACGUGCAAGCUAGAUGGAUCUGCAAAGUCUGCUGAAAUCAGACAAAUUGCUCAGCUCGUUUUGCUGGGGGUAGCUGAAGAACUACUGAUGCAAAAGAUUAGAAGGCGAACUGCUUGAUGGAUACGAAUAAUACCAUGGUGGCCACGACCGGCGAGGCAAGCAAAGCACGGAGCGGAGGCGGAGGAGCAAGCGCCCCAUCCUCGCAUCAGACUAGCAAAAUUGCUAAAGCAGCAUCAAGCUUCCAGAUUUCGAUGCACUCCCGCGCCGGCGACUCGAAGGCCGUCGCUAUCCCGCCGGUGCCACAAACUGGUCAUGACUACAACCGGGAUCGGAAAGCCGCUUCUGCAGCUGAGAGGGAGGAGGAGGAAGAAGUCCGCAAAGCUAACGAACAGAAGGCCAAGCUCCAGAAGGACAUCGAGUUCGGCGCGCUGGUUGCCAGCUUAUCCGUCUCUGUGGGGAUGACCGGCUUCUUCCUCAGCCCGCUUGUGAAGGGGCGGAAAGCCUUGUACCUCGACAUCGCGAUGUUUCUUGCCCUCUCGUCUUUCGUCUGUGGCUCUUCCUUUAUGCUCCUGAGCAUGCAGCUUCCGGGUGCCAUGGAGCGCCAAAUCUCCGGGCUCCACCGCACCCUGUCCAGAUGCCUCUUCUACACCUGCAGCGUCCUACCGGCUCUAACAAUACUCUAUCUGCUGGUAGUUAUGCCGUUCAUCAGGCCUUACAUCUACAUCGGCCUCGUCGUCAUCCUCGCAGCGCUACUGUUGCCGGUUGCUAUUAUGUACAUGUACUAUCGCCCGUGCCCGAGCAGCAAGACCGACAAAAACACGGAUAUGGAGAUGGCAGCACCGGCGCCUGAGAUCAACGAGAAGACGGAGAUGGCAGAACCGACGCCUGAGAUCAACGCGCAGAAGGAGAUGGAAACCGGCUAUAAGAUCACCUCGGCCAUCACCGCCAUGUCGUUCGCUGGCCUGGUCGGUGUUCUCUUCGGAGUGUACAAGGGAGGCAGCGGAAGCGGCGGCGCCAUCUCCGGCUCCGUGCACGUCGCCGUCAUGUCCAUGUUCAGCACAGCACUGCUAAGCAUGCUCCUGACGAUGCUGUUGAUGAAGGCAAUGGAGAGCGAGAAACCAAAGCUCAGGGAGUUCGUCGCCAGAAUGAUCCCGUAUGCCAAUGCCGUCCUCCUUUUGUUUCUUGCGGUCGCCGCUCUCGCCGCGUCUUUCGGAAUCCUCAAGUGGUACGUGCUAGCCACGUUGGUGCCCCUCGCCUUGGCUGCUACCGUUCAAUUCGUCAUCCAGUACUGCACAGACCAGAAAACCUUGCAAGUCGGCGACAUCGAGGCACAGCUCAAGUUGAUGGCAGACAUGGCGAGCAAGAUGACGGCGUGCUCUCUGGGGAUAGUCAUGGCUCUAUUCGGUGGCUUUCUUGGGGACGACCGUAAAACUGAUGAGAAAAAGGUGGCCCUUAAGAUCUGCAUGUUCUUACCUACCUCGGCGUUUGCUUCAGGCUUGGGGCUCAUAAACCACACUCUGCUUCAGGCUUUAGCUGCAAGAGGUAGCUCCAAAGCGGCCAGGACCGUACUGCCUUGGUCAGCCAUAGGGUUGCUUUCUGCAGCCGCGUUUGCUAUCUAUGUCGUGGAGGUUGUGAAAUCAUAGCAUGUAACCAUAUACUGAUAUUAGUUGAUUUUACUCCCGUAGUUUUCCCUUCUUUAUUUUGGAGAGGUUUUCCACGUUAAAAUUUGUGUCUUCUUUUGUCCAAUGUUUCUUAGAUGGUAUUAGAG